AUGGUUUUUGAAAUUCGGAACAAAGUCGCUCUCAUAACUGGCGGAGCUAACGGUUUGGGAUUCAAUUUUGCAAAAGCGUUACUUUCCAAAGGAUUGAAGGGCGUCACUUUGGUCGAUAUUAAAGAAAACGAUGGGAUAUUAGUGGAAAAAGAACUUAACGAGAUCUACGGCAAGGACAAAGUCUUAUUCGUAAAAUGCGACAUUGCAAAUUACGCCGAAUUCGAAGAGGCUUUCAAGAGGACAAUAAAAAAAUAUAACCAAUUGGACAUCCUCGCUAACAACGCCGGCAUCGGAUCCGACCGCAUAUGGAGAAAAGAAAUAGACGUUAAUAUCAUCGGCACUAUCAACGGAUUCAUAUUGGGAAUGGAUCACUACCUGAACAAAUACAAGAGCACCGACGAAGGGGUUAUCAUAGCUACCUCUUCUACUGCGGGUUUAGGAGGUUACGCUCCCUGGCCGGUUUAUUCAGCCACGAAAUUCGCAAUAACAGGUAUGGUAAAAUCCUGGGGAUGCCAGUUCCACUACCAGCGCACCGGCGUCAGGGUGGUAGAAGUGUGCCCUUCUGCCACCGCGACGAACAUGUUGAACACCGAAGCUAAUUUCUUGAGCCCUGUGUACGAGGGUUCGAUGGAGACCAUCAAAAGCGAGGUGGAGCACGUGCAAAAGCCAGAACACGUGGCUGAGGAAAUGGUGAAGAUCGUGAAAGAUGCUCCAAACGGGUCUAUUUGGGUGGUGGAAGCUGGGGAACCUGCAUUUGAAUUUUCUUUACCAAAACGAGAGAUUUUCAAAAAGGAAUAAAUUUGUUUAUUUAUUGAGCUGUAAAUUAAUUUCCUUAAUACUAGAUGCAAUAAUACAUUUUUUAAUAAAAAAUACUUUUAAUUUUA
This is a messenger RNA of Phyllotreta striolata, 884 nucleotides long. Lineage: Eukaryota; Metazoa; Arthropoda; Insecta; Coleoptera; Chrysomelidae. The record is from the annotation of a GenBank genome assembly.